Messenger RNA from Nannospalax galili (Upper Galilee mountains blind mole rat), 3374 nucleotides. RefSeq names its product FIG4 phosphoinositide 5-phosphatase (gene Fig4). The coding region runs from base 252 to 2894 and encodes 880 amino acids. Lineage: Eukaryota; Metazoa; Chordata; Mammalia; Rodentia; Spalacidae. The record is from RefSeq and is a predicted model, not a curated record. Gene Ontology annotation, biological process: phosphatidylinositol dephosphorylation. Gene Ontology annotation, molecular function: phosphatidylinositol-3,5-bisphosphate 5-phosphatase activity. Gene Ontology annotation, cellular component: intracellular membrane-bounded organelle. The transcript is spliced from 23 exons.
CCCGCCCCAUCCGCGCUUGGGCGUGGCUUGCUGGGAGGCGGAGCUUGCUGGGAGGCGGGGACUCUGGAAUCCGGAAACACCUGCGUCUCCCUGGUCCGUAGCAGAUUCAGUCCUGCAGUUUUUUUUUCUGCAGGCUCCGGCGUGCUGGGUCUGCUGCGACUUCUUGCUAGGCCCCCUGGGGCGGCCCGGCGCCUGCCACGACCUGGGCCGCGGCCUGGUGCCCUGCUGUGGGGCCGCCAUUGGCUGGAGCCAUGCCCACGGCUGCUGCCCCCAUCAUUAGCUCGGUCCAGAAGCUCGUUCUGUAUGAGACCCGAGCUAGAUACUUCCUAGUUGGAAACAAUCAUGCGGAAACGAAAUACCGUGUCUUGAAAAUUGAUAGAACAGAGCCAAAAGAUUUGGUCAUAAUUGAUGAUCGACAUGUGUACACUCAACAAGAAGUGCGGGAACUUCUUGGCCGCCUGGAUUUAGGAAAUAGAACAAAGAUGGGACAGAAAGGAUCCUCUGGAUUAUUUCGGGCAGUCUCAGCUUUUGGUAUUGUAGGUUUUGUCAGGUUUCUAGAAGGCUACUAUAUUGUUUUAAUAACUAAACAGAGGAAGAUGGCAGAUAUUGGAGGUCAUGCGAUAUAUAAGAUUGAAGAUACAAAUAUGAUUUAUAUCCCCAAUGACUCUGUGCGGGUUACUCACCCUGAUGAAGCUAGAUACCUACGGAUAUUUCAAAAUGUGGAUCUAUCUAGCAAUUUUUACUUUAGUUAUAGCUAUGAUUUGUCCCACUCACUUCAGUAUAAUCUCACUGUCUUGCGAAUGCCCCUGGAGAUGUUAAAAUCAGAGACAGCCCAGAGUCGCCAGGAGAGUUUCGACAUCUUUGAAGAUGAAGGAUUAAUUACACAGGGUGGCGGUGGUGUCUUUGGGAUCUCUAGUGAGCCUUAUAUGAAGUACGUGUGGAACGGUGAACUUCUGGAUAUAAUUAAAAACACUGUGCACCGUGACUGGCUGUUAUAUAUUAUUCAUGGGUUCUGUGGGCAGUCAAAGCUCUUGAUCUAUGGACGACCAGUGUAUGUUACUCUAAUCGCUAGAAGAUCCAGUAAGUUUGCUGGGACCCGAUUUCUGAAGAGAGGUGCAAACUGUGAGGGUGACGUUGCAAAUGAAGUGGAGACGGAGCAGAUACUCUGCGAUGCUUCUGUGAUGUCUUUUACUGCUGGCAGUUAUUCUUCUUACGUGCAAGUUAGGGGAUCUGUUCCUUUGUAUUGGUCCCAGGACAUCUCAACUAUGAUACCAAAGCCGCCUAUUACGUUGGACCAGGCAGAUCCAUUUGCACAUGUGGCUGCUCUUCACUUUGACCAGAUGCUUCAGAGGUUUGGCUCUCCCAUCAUCAUCUUGAAUUUAGUGAAGGAACGAGAGAAAAGAAAGCAUGAACGAAUUCUGAGUGAAGAGCUCGUGGCUGCUGUGACCUACCUUAAUCAGUUUCUGCCUCCCGAGCACACAAUUGUCUACAUCCCCUGGGACAUGGCCAAGUACACUAAAAGCAAGCUGUGUAAUGUUCUUGAUCGAUUGAAUGUGAUUGCAGAAAGUGUGGUAAAGAAAACCGGUUUCUUUGUAAACCGCCCUGAUUCUUACUGCAGCAUUUUACGCCCAGAUGAAAAGUGGAAUGAACUAGGAGGAUGUGUGAUUCCCACUGGUCGACUGCAGACUGGCAUUCUUCGAACCAACUGUGUAGACUGCUUAGAUCGUACCAACACAGCCCAGUUCAUGGUAGGCAAAUGUGCUCUGGCUUAUCAGCUGUAUUCCUUAGGACUGAUUGACAAACCUAACCUACAGUUUGACACGGAUGCGGUAAGGUUAUUUGAAGAACUCUAUGAAGAUCACGGUGAUACUCUGUCCCUUCAGUAUGGUGGUUCUCAACUUGUUCACCGAGUAAAAACCUACAGAAAAAUAGCACCAUGGACCCAGCACUCCAAAGACAUCAUGCAAACUUUGUCUCGAUACUACAGCAAUGCCUUUUCAGAUGCUGAUAGACAAGAUUCCAUUAACCUCUUCCUGGGAGUUUUCCACCCCACAGAAGGGAAGCCUCAUCUCUGGGAACUCCCAACAGAUUUUUAUUUGCAUCACAAGAAUACCAUGAGACUUUUACCAACAAGAAGAAGUUACACUCACUGGUGGACCCCAGAGGUGAUAAAGCAUUUACCAUUACCUUAUGAUGAAGUUACCUGUGCUGCAAACUUAAAGAAGUUGAUAGUGAAGAAAUUUCACAGAUAUGAAGAAGAGAUUGAUAUUCACAAUGAAUUCUUCCGACCAUACGAAUUGAGCAGUUUUGACGAUACCUUUUGCUUGGCCAUGACAAGUUCAGCACGUGAUUUUAUGCCUAAGACUAUUGGCAUUGAUCCAAGUCCAUUUACUGUACGGAAACCAGAUGAAACCGGAAAAUCUGUACUGGGAAACAAAAGCAAUAGAGAAGAAGCCGUAUUACAGCGGAAGACAGCAGCCAGCGCCCCGCCACCACCUAGCGAGGAGGCCUUAUCGAGUAGCUCUGAGGAUGACUCUGGCACUGACCGGGAAGAUGAGGGCUCUGUGUCUCAGCGCUCCACUCCCGUGAAGAUGACGGACACCGGAGACAGUGCUAAAGUGACUGAGAAUGUGGUCCAGCCCAUGAAAGAAGUAUAUGGAAUUAACCUCUCUGAUGGCCUCUCAGAAGAAGAUUUCUCCAUUUAUGCCAGAUUUGUUCAGCUGGGGCAGAGUCAACAUAAACAAGACAGGAGUAGCCAGCAGCUGUGCUCCAGGUGCUCAGAUGGUGUUAUAAAAUUUUCUCAAGGAGAAUGUAAAGAGUAUAUUAAAAAUACCAGAGACUAUGGCUUGAACAUGGAAAGGACUAUUGCGGCCAUUCAUGUGUGCUUGGAGUAGUCUGUUUCUUCUGUCUCCUUGGGGAACAAACACUCAACUACUGGAAGCAUCCAAUGCCUGCCAGAACCUUCUAGGGCUGGAGUCACCUAGGUGCCUGGUACCUGCUCCACCUGACAAGAGGGCUGCUGGGGCUGGAUGUCCUUUCCCCACUAGCUGGCUGUUAUGGACAGCGGUCAGUUGCAGAAAGCCUAAUGCACUCUGGGCAUAGUGAAGAGAAAGUGAUUUAUUCCACGGUCUCGGGUAGCUUUCAGAAUCACUGGGGAGCAGAAGAAGCAGACUGUAGACCAAGCUUCCAGAACCUUCCUCAGACCAUCUGGCAAACCAGCAAGGAGCUUCUGCCUCUGCCUUCACUAGGAAGCUGACACAAGCAGCAGCUGGCUCCAAAACCAGCCUCCUCAGCUCUAUUCAGAAUUUGCCACUGCAUUAGCCAAAGAGUACAUCACUUUUGCCACAGUCUACAAAAUAAAACCAAGAACCUAA